CUCUCUCUCUAUAUAUAUAUAUAUAUAUAUCAAGAAAGAUUCAAUUCAUUGAUGACAAAUUAAUCAGUUUCAAGAAAAUCAGCUACAGAUUCAAUGACAGGGGGAGUAAUCCAACAGAAGAACACUGACAGGAAGCAAAUGCUGGAAGCUUUCGACGAAACAAAAGCUGGAGUCAAAGGCCUGCUCGAUUCGGGACUAGACAAGAUCCCCAAGAUCUUUGUAAGGCCAUCUGAGGAGCUGUCUGAAGAGCUGACUUACAAAUACCCUAAGAUUGAGGUGCCUGUAAUAGAUCUGUCAGCUGGAAGAAUUCAGGUUGUCGAACAAGUCAGAAGUGCAUCGGAGAAAUGGGGAUUUUUUCAGGUGGUGAAUCAUGGGAUUCCCUCAGAGGUGCUCGAUCGGGCCAUCAAUGGCGUCAGGGAAUUUAAUGAAGGAGAUAUUGAGGAGAAGAGGAAAUAUUACAGCAGAGAUGAUCGAAGAAAUGUAAAAUUUAGCACUAACUAUGAUUUGUACCAUUCGAAGACUGCAAACUGGAGGGACACUCUCAGGUUUUCGUUUCCAGACCAAAUUCGUAGUGAGGAGCUGCCUCUCUCUUGCAGGGAAAGUGCAGUAGAAUACUCGAAUCAUAUUGCAACUGUGGGAAACAAUCUGUUGGAGCUACUAUCGGAGGCGCUUGGACUUAAAUCCGAUCAUCUAAAUAAACUGGAAUGCGCAAAAGGGCGCCGAAUGAGUAUGCACUACUAUCCAGCAUGCCCUGAGCCAGAACUAACUCUAGGAUCCACAAAGCACACCGAUCCUACAUUUCUCACAAUUCUUCUGCAAAACCAUGUCAAUGGCCUCCAAGUUUUUCAUGAGGAUCAAUGGAUAAAUGUCGAACCAUAUCCGGGGGCUUUGAUUGCCAACAUUGGCGAUCUCCUGCAGUUGGUGACGAAUGGGAAAUUCAGAAGUGUUAUGCAUAGAGUGGUGGUUAAUCGCGAAGAGGCAAGAAUUUCAGUAGCGUAUUUUUUGUCGGGGCCAAUUCAGGAGAAUAAGGGUUACGGCCCUAUUGAUGAGCUGAUAUCGGAAGAGAAUCCUGCUAUAUACCGAGAGGUGCAUUUGCUCGAUUAUAUUAAAAAGUUUUUGAGUGUUGAACUCGACGAGAAUCUUGGCCUUGAUUGUUGUAAAAUAUGAAGAGACUUUGGCCAAGAUAACAGUUUCUUGAGGGGAUGUGUUUUGGUUUUACUUGGACUUAGUAAUGUUCAAAUUUCGAAAGGGUUGUGUUGUAUUGAUGACUCUGUUUGGAUGGAUUCGGAAUGGGAAUGAUUUUAUAGCUACGGAAAUAAGACAUCAUUUGACUAC
This is a messenger RNA of Andrographis paniculata, 1335 nucleotides long. Its product is annotated as 1-aminocyclopropane-1-carboxylate oxidase homolog 1-like. Bases 94 to 1167 code for a protein of 357 amino acids. The record is from RefSeq and is a predicted model, not a curated record. NCBI's taxonomy places the organism in Eukaryota, Viridiplantae, Streptophyta, Magnoliopsida, Lamiales, Acanthaceae. The transcript has 3 exons.